Acanthopagrus latus (yellowfin seabream) is the source of this 3640-nucleotide messenger RNA. It is a transcript of the gene rufy1, whose product is annotated as RUN and FYVE domain containing 1. Gene Ontology annotation, cellular component: cytoplasm. The record is from RefSeq and is a predicted model, not a curated record. Lineage: Eukaryota; Metazoa; Chordata; Actinopteri; Spariformes; Sparidae. Bases 1 to 2154 code for a protein of 717 amino acids. Gene Ontology annotation, molecular function: metal ion binding. The transcript is spliced from 17 exons. Gene Ontology annotation, biological process: protein transport; regulation of endocytosis.
AUGGCCGACGAAGCAGGGGAAGUAAACACAGCUGUUGAGGAUGGCGAAGCCGAACUGCAGCGAGACGAGCCUGAAGUUUCGGAACCCGCCACCGUCGGUGACGCCGGCGGCAGCGACGAGCCGGAGCGGACGGAGAAGAGUCCUCAGCCGGCGGCAGAGACCGGCUGGUCGGCUCCGCUCCUGUCUCUGGCUCGGAAGGCCACGGAGACGAUUAGCAGCGGGGUGAGCUACGCCGCUGCCCCGAGGAACCUCUCGCAGGGGUCCGCUGCGAGCUACCCGGCGGAAAGAGAGCCUGAAAAUGAUCUCAACAGCACCUCGAAAAAGCUCCCAGUUCUGCCCCCCAAAGACCCCAUGUCAAUAGAGAGAUCCAACCUCCUCAGCAUGAUGAAGCUGAGCAUCAAAGUAUUGAUCCAGUCCUCCAUGAGCCUGGGCAGGACGCUGGACUCGGAGUACCCUCCCCUGCAGCAGUUCUUUGUCGUCCUGGAGCAUUGCCUCAAACACGGGCUGAAAGCCAAGAAAUCCUUCAUUGGUCAGAACAAGUCCAUAUGGGGUCCUCUGGAACUGGUUGAGAAGUUGUGUCCAGAGUCUGUCAACAUUACCACAAGUGCCAGAGAUCUGCCCGGCAUUAAGACUGGUGUGGGAAGAGCCCGGGCUUGGCUGCAUUUAGCGCUCAUGCAGAAGACCGUAGCUGACUAUCUGAAAGCUUUGCUGGACCGCAAAGAUCUCCUGAGUGAGUUUUAUGACUCUGGAGCAUUGAUGAUGGAGGAGGAGGGGGCCGUGAUGGGGGGCCUGCUGGUGGGCCUCAACGUAAUUGACGCUAACCUCUGUAUUAAAGGGGAGGAUCUUGAUUCUCAGGUUGGAGUCAUUGACUUCUCCCUUUAUCUGAAAGACCCUGCCAACAGUGAGACUCCAAAAGAUGAUUCCAAGAUGACAGCCAUAUUGGAUCAGAAGCACUACAUUGAGGAGUUGAAUCGUCACCUCAGUGGCACCGUCACAGACCUUCAGGCUAAGAUGGACUCUCUAGAGAAGACCAACAGCAAACUCGUAGAGGAGCUGACAGCAGCAACAGACCGAAUCAACUCCCUGCGGGAGGAACAUGAACAGCUGAGACAGGAGAAUGAGACAAUUAUGCAGUCCAGCCAGAAAAAGGAAGAGGCAGCCCUACAGGACAGUCAGGUGGAGCUGGAGACGUACAAACAGACCCGACAAGGCCUGGAUGAAAUGUACAAUGUUGUCUGGAAUCAAUACAGAGAGGAAAAGCGAAUUCGCCAGGAGCUGGAGCGUGAGCUGGAGAUCCAGGUGGGCCUGAAACAGGAGAUGGAGGUGGCCAUGAAGCUGCUGGAGAAGGACACGCAUGAGAAACAGGACACACUGGCAGCCCUACGACUCCAGCUCGACCAAGUCAAGACUCUUAACCUGCAGAUGUUCCACAAAGCUCAGGACUCGGAAAGAGAAGCAGAGAAAAAGCAGGCGAAGGCUGUGCAGCUGGAGCAGAAGAUGGAUGAAAUGGAGAAAGUCAUGAUGGAGCUAGAGGAGAGGCUACAGAAUUCAGAGCGAGAGCGCAAAGAAAGUGACCAGUCUGACAAAGAUAUGAAGGUGGAGCUGGAGGGAAAAGUGGAUGCUUUGCAGAAACAACUUACUGACCUGGAUACACUGAGGCUGGGUUUGGAGAGCGAGCUUCGCACUGAGAGGGAACAGAGACAGAGCCUGCAGAAGUCUCUGCAGCGGGAACAAGACAACAGCAUCGAGCUCCGCACACAGCUGCAGCAACUGCAGGGCCUGAACACGGAGCUGCAGGAGUUGAAGCAGGAGAAGCAGCAGCUGCAGCAGAGAUGUGAGCAGCAGGAACAGGCUCUACAGGAGAUGGGACUUCAUCUCAGCCAGUCUAAACUCAAGAUGGAGGACUUCAAGGAGGUCAACAAAGCUCUAAAGGGCCAUGCCUGGCUGAAGGAUGAUGAGGCCACUAGUUGUAAACAAUGCCAGAAGGAGUUCUCUAUUGCACGCAGAAAGCACCACUGUAGAAACUGUGGAGACAUCUACUGCAACAGUUGUUCUAGUAACGAGCUGGCCUUGCCCUCGUACCCUCGGCCUGUGCGGGUGUGCGACAUGUGCCACUCCCUCCUGCUGCAGAGAAGCUCCUCCACGACUUCCUGACACGACACCUUCAAGUUUUUACUAAGAGCUUUCUAACACUGCACAUACUCAUCCACUAUGAUUUUAACGACCGUGUUACUACUUACGUUGACAGAAAAAUGUCAUCAAAUCGAAUGGAAAUGUGAUUUGGUGUUCCCUUUCCACUAUUACCUGAAAUUCAGGAGCAUUAGUUCAUGUGUAUUAAAGAAGGGGGCCACCUUUUAACACUGAUGGGAUGAGCUAAUAUGCACACUGUACGUUAAGGAGACUUGACUUUGCAUAGAGGUCAAUAGAGUGUAGAAUAUUUAUGUGAUCAAAAUUUCUUUAGACACUUGAUAAACUGAGAACUUCAGGGUGAGUAAUUAACCUAAUUCAAACCAUGGAUGUAUAUUUUGUUCAGGUCCUUCCACAGUUAAUGUGGGUUUACAGCUGUCGUUGAGGAUCAUUUGUGUAGCUGGUUUGCAUGAUCUGAUGUCACCGUGUUCAUGUUGUUCUUGCAUCGUUUUCAACAUUGCUCCAGGACCAUUACUGCAACUGACUGAUCAUGUUUUGUGACAUCAAAACACUGUAACCCGGGAAAGAGACGGAAAAUAUCCACAGGGGAGAAGUUAGCCUAACAUGUGGUUAAUGUUGUGAAAGGUGUUGUUUAAAAUCACACUAUCACUUAUUCCCCAAAAACUAACCAAGCAUUUUUGUUGCAUAAACUAAGCAAACUGCAACAGACAGCUGAAGUGUAAAGGUUAGGUGUUAAGGGAUUCGGGGAUAUAGUGGCACACUUUGAAUACCAUAUUUGGGAUUUUUUUUCCUUAGUGUAUAAUCACCUAAAACUAGGAAUCAUGUUUCCAUUGCCUGAGAAUUUGCUUAUUCUAUCUCUAUCCUUGCACGUUUCCACAGCAGCCCUGAACAGACAAACCAAACACUGACUAGAAAGGGUUUUUUGCAGCCUUUUAGCAGCCACAAAAGGGGGAAUGCGAUGAGGGGUGUUCAGUCUUUGGCCAACCGCAACCUUACUGCUAGAUGCCACUGAAUCCUACACAGUGCAUCUUUCAGAGAACUCUGACAAUUAUUCUACAGAGCAUAAACACACUAAGUCCAUAUAACAGUUAGUUCAAUGGGGGGUUUUUGGUGUUUUUGAUCAAUUGCAGAAAGUUCGUGGAGCAACAUUAAUUAUGUAUAUGCAAAAUGUAAACCUACAUAGCUAUAACAAAUGGACCAAGCUAAUUCAGAGACUGCUUGUACUUCACUUUGAUAUUGGUCAACAUUUCAUGGAUCUAUUCUGUAACAAUACUUACAACUCUGGCCCCACUGCUGGAUACAUGCAGACAUAUUGUGUAAAUGACUGUAGAAUGUUAACAAAUCUAACUAUUUUAGAAUGUAUUAUACGAGCAGGGUUUUUGUGGAUUGUGUUAACUGCUUCAAAGCCAUUUUCUUAAUUUGGGAAUGGUGACCAAACAUUUUUUAUCUAGAUAUUUGAUAAAUGAAUAAAGCCUCCCUUUUUGCAAUCUUG